CAGACGAGUGGCGGCGGCAGCCCCAGGUCCCGGGUCCCUCAGACAAGAGGGCGGGUGGAGGAGGAAGCGGCCGAGCCCAGAGUCCUGCUCCGGCGCCGCGGAGCACCGCCCGCCUUAGCUGACCAGCCCCAUCGGCUACUGGGCCUUGCCUAGACGAGACGAGUGAAAGGCCGCGGCGGCCGUGAGGAGGUGGCGGGGGUGCCGGCAGAGGCGGCGCGGACUGCCGCGGCUGCCGCUUUGUUGUGCGGCCCGGGCCGAGGAAGGAGAAGUGGGAGGAGGGGGGAGCUCGGCGUCCCGCUCCCUGCGCGGCUCAUGGCGACGACGCUCGGCACAUCCGGGACCCUCCGGCCGCGGCGGCCGCGGCGCCGGCUGCUCGGGCCCCAGCCCCGGCCGCUGUUGUGACUCCGCCGCGUCUCGCCGUCGCCCCGUCCCUGGUCCCCAUCCCGCCCGCCGCCCCUUCGCCCCCGCCGCCAGGGACAUGUCUAACCCCGGAGGCCGGAGGAACGGGCCCGUCAAGCUGCGCCUGACAGUACUCUGUGCAAAAAACCUGGUGAAAAAGGAUUUUUUCCGACUUCCUGAUCCAUUUGCUAAGGUGGUGGUUGAUGGAUCUGGGCAGUGCCAUUCUACAGAUACUGUGAAGAAUACACUCGAUCCAAAGUGGAAUCAGCAUUAUGACCUGUAUAUUGGAAAGUCUGAUUCAGUUACGAUCAGUGUAUGGAAUCACAAGAAGAUCCAUAAGAAACAAGGUGCUGGAUUUCUUGGUUGUGUUCGUCUUCUUUCCAAUGCCAUCAACCGCCUCAAAGACACUGGUUAUCAGAGGUUGGAUUUAUGUAAACUUGGGCCAAAUGACAAUGAUACAGUUAGAGGACAGAUAGUAGUAAGUCUUCAGUCCAGAGACCGAAUAGGCACAGGAGGACAAGUUGUGGACUGCAGUCGUUUAUUUGAUAAUGAUUUACCAGACGGCUGGGAAGAAAGACGAACUGCCUCUGGAAGAAUUCAGUAUCUAAACCAUAUAACAAGAACUACACAAUGGGAGCGCCCAACACGACCGGCAUCUGAGUAUUCUAGCCCUGGCAGACCUCUUAGCUGCUUUGUUGAUGAGAACACUCCAAUUAGUGGAACAAAUGGUGCAACAUGUGGACAGUCUUCAGAUCCCAGACUGGCUGAGAGAAGAGUCAGGUCACAACGACAUAGAAAUUACAUGAGCAGGACACAUUUACAUACUCCUCCAGACCUACCAGAAGGCUAUGAACAGAGGACAACACAACAAGGUCAGGUGUAUUUCCUACAUACACAGACUGGUGUGAGCACAUGGCAUGAUCCACGAGUGCCCAGGGAUCUUAGCAACAUCAAUUGUGAAGAGCUUGGUCCAUUGCCUCCUGGAUGGGAGAUCCGUAAUACGGCAACAGGCAGAGUUUAUUUCGUUGACCAUAACAACAGAACAACACAAUUUACAGAUCCUCGGCUCUCUGCUAAUUUACAUUUAGUUUUAAAUCGGCAGAACCAAUUGAAAGACCAACAGCAACAGCAAGUGGUAUCGUUAUGCCCUGAUGAUACAGAGUGCCUGACAGUCCCAAGGUACAAGCGAGAUCUGGUUCAGAAACUAAAAAUUUUGCGACAAGAACUUUCCCAACAGCAGCCUCAGGCGGGUCACUGCCGCAUUGAGGUUUGCAGGGAAGAGAUUUUUGAGGUAAAUACAGAAAUAUAUACAUUAACAAAAAAAUUCUUUGGUCAUAUCUUGUUUUCUAGGGAAUGGUUGUAUCUCUUGUCACAUGAAAUGUUGAAUCCAUACUAUGGCCUCUUCCAAUAUUCAAGAGAUGAUAUCUAUACAUUGCAGAUCAAUCCUGAUUCUGCUGUUAAUCCGGAACAUUUAUCCUAUUUCCACUUUGUUGGACGAAUAAUGGGAAUGGCUGUGUUUCAUGGACAUUAUAUUGAUGGUGGUUUCACAUUGCCUUUUUAUAAGCAGUUGCUUGGGAAGUCAAUUACUUUGGAUGACAUGGAGUUAGUAGAUCCAGAUCUUCAUAACAGUUUAGUGUGGAUACUUGAGAAUGAUAUUACAGGUGUUUUGGACCAUACCUUCUGUGUUGAACAUAAUGCAUAUGGUGAAAUUAUUCAGCAUGAACUUAAACCAAAUGGCAAAAGUAUCCCUGUUAAUGAAGAAAAUAAAAAAGAAUAUGUUAGGCUCUAUGUGAACUGGAGAUUUUUACGAGGCAUUGAGGCUCAAUUCCUGGCUCUGCAGAAAGGAUUUAAUGAAGUAAUUCCACAACAUCUGCUGAAGACAUUUGAUGAGAAGGAGUUAGAGCUCAUUAUUUGUGGACUUGGAAAGAUAGAUGUUAAUGACUGGAAGUUAAACACCCGGUUAAAACACUGUACACCAGAUAGCAACAUUGUCAAAUGGUUCUGGAAAGCUGUGGAGUUUUUUGAUGAAGAGCGACGAGCACGAUUACUUCAGUUUGUGACAGGAUCCUCUCGAGUGCCUCUGCAGGGCUUCAAAGCAUUACAAGGUGCUGCAGGCCCGAGACUCUUCACCAUACACCAGAUUGAUGCCUGCACUAACAACCUGCCGAAAGCCCACACUUGCUUCAAUCGAAUAGACAUUCCGCCCUAUGAAAGCUAUGAAAAGCUCUAUGAAAAGCUGCUAACAGCCAUCGAAGAAACAUGUGGAUUUGCUGUGGAAUGAUGAGCUUCAAGGAUUUACCCAGGACUCUAUUUAUACAACCCUGACUGACAGCCCCCUUUCAGCAGGAUUUCAAAGAAUGCUGAAAUACAGGAAAACAUCCCCCCCCCCUUUUUUUUUAAUUCUAGGACACUGUGAGGGGAAAGGACAAUUUUGAAAUUCCUUUUCAAGGAAAAAAAAAAGGUCUUUAUGCUUUGCCAUGAGGCCACAUUCAGCUGCUAUUUAAACUUAAUAUCUUGAACCUAAAGAAUGCUGACUUUUCCUACAUUUCCAGAGUUAGGCAGUAUUCUACACUUAAAGACUACUACUAUUUUUAUAAAAGGUAAUCUAUUCAAAUCGCUUCAGAUUUCAAGUCUCUCAAACAUCAAGACAACUUCAGCAGUCGGUACAAGUCACAUUUCAUUUUGAUUGAAUCCAUGAUUUUGAAUAGCUCCUGUACUUGCUCUUUGUAAAAAAAAUAAAAUUAUUUUGAAUUAUUCUACCUUUGUAAACAAUUGGCUAAAAGAAUCAUCUUUAAGAAAUUAAGCCAUUUUACAUGUUGUGUUUUUCUAUAGCAGAGCAUUAUAUUUUGCAUUGUAUGUUCCAGCCUAGUGUAAGUGGGUCUUUUUUACAGUUUUCAAGAAUGAAUUUCCUGGAAUACAGCUAUAUAAUUUUGGUUGUCAAAUUCCUAAUGCAGCCAUUUAGUCUAAACUUAGUCAUUUAUUUGCUACAAUAAAAUGUGUUCAGGGGCUCCCUGUUUUUAAGAGA
Molecule: messenger RNA, 3424 nt
Organism: Cebus imitator (Panamanian white-faced capuchin)
Lineage: Eukaryota; Metazoa; Chordata; Mammalia; Primates; Cebidae
Gene: SMURF2
Product: SMAD specific E3 ubiquitin protein ligase 2
Exons: 18
Coding region: 479-2680 (733 amino acids)
Biological process (GO): negative regulation of BMP signaling pathway; ubiquitin-dependent protein catabolic process
Molecular function (GO): ubiquitin protein ligase activity; protein binding
Source: RefSeq, a predicted model, not a curated record